Molecule: messenger RNA, 1320 nt
Organism: Brassica rapa (field mustard)
Lineage: Eukaryota; Viridiplantae; Streptophyta; Magnoliopsida; Brassicales; Brassicaceae
Product: KH domain-containing protein At3g08620
Biological process (GO): regulation of mRNA splicing, via spliceosome
Cellular component (GO): nucleus
Molecular function (GO): mRNA binding
Source: RefSeq, a predicted model, not a curated record
AACCAAAAGCGUCUUUUUUUUUUCUAUUUAAAAAUCGGAUACUUCCCCAUCAGAUACAUGGUCUCGGUGGAGACAACUAGAAAACCAAAUUUGGUACAUGUAAAUUGCGUGAAGACAGUAGAGAGCAGCAGCAAAACCCUCCUCCUCCUCUUCUACCAUGUCUGGUCUGUAUAAUCCCAGCUACUCACCUUCUAGAGCCGCUUCUCCCCAGAUUAGAACCUCCUCCGAUGUUGACAGUCAAUACUUAUCUCAGUUGCUAGCUGAGCAUCAAAAGCUUGGACCUUUCAUGCAAGUCUUGCCCAUAUGUAGCCGUCUCUUAAACCAAGAGAUCUUCAGGGUUAGUGGAAUGAUGUCCAACCAAGGGUUUACUGAUUUUGAUCGGCUGAGGCAUCGGAGUCCUAGUCCAAUGGCUUCACCAAAUCAUAUGUCUAAUGUUCCUGGUGCUGGAUAUGGUGGUUGGAAUGGUCUUCCACCAGAGAGAAUGGUUGGUCCUCAUGGAAUGGCAAUGGAGUGGCAAGGUGCACCUGCUAGCCCAAGCGCAUACACAGUGAAGCGUAUCCUGCGUUUAGAUCUUCCAGUUGAUACAUUUCCUAAUUUCAAUUUUGUUGGAAGGCUUCUGGGACCUAGAGGGAACUCGCUGAAGCGUGUGGAAGCAACAACCGGUUGCCGUGUGUUUAUUAGAGGGAAAGGAUCAAUUAAGGACCCUGACAAAGAAGAGAAACUGAAAGGGAAGCCUGGCUAUGAGCAUCUCAAUGAGCAGCUCCAUAUCCUCAUUGAGGCUGAUCUUCCUGCCGAUAUUGUCGAUAUAAAGCUGCGACAAGCCCAAGAGAUCAUCGAGGAGUUGGUAAAACCUGUGGAUGAGUCACAGGACUACAUCAAGAGGCAGCAACUACGAGAGCUCGCAUUGCUGAACUCAAACUUGAGAGAAAACAGUCCAGGUCCAAGCGGUAGCGUCUCUCCAUUCAAUUCAAACGCAAUGAAACGUCCAAAAACAGGACGCUAAGAGUGCACGAGGUACCAUCAAGCAUGUGUAUAUGUGUAUAACCAAGCCUAAUGGUGUUUUGUUUAUGUAACGUCUACUCUUGGUUCUUCUGCUUUUAUACCUCUCUCUGAUCCACACCAGUGAUGAUUCUCAAAGCACAAAGCACCAAGAGAAGUACCAGUGAUGAAAGUAGCGUGAUGAAGCAUUUGUAACCAUUAAGAUUUUAGAUUGUUUUUGGGAUUAUUUAUUCAUGUGUUGUGUGAGUUGUUGUAGUAUUGACAUCUAAUUACAUUAUAUUCGUGUUUUGAGCAGCAAUAAGUUAUGUCUUUUAUAGGAAA